AUGGACAUAAAACAAGAAGCUAUUGGGAAGACUUCUAAAAUAGAAAUAGAUAAUGAGACCUGUGAUGUCACUUUAAAUGCUUUCAAAAUUGAUAUUAAGGAAGAACCCAAAACAGAAAGUAUCUACCACACAUUUGAUUAUUUAGACUUUAAUGAAUUCUCAGUAAACACUAACAUAAAACAAGAUUUGUUUGAUGAAAAGAAAACAAAUGAAGAAAGUAAGUAA
This is a messenger RNA of Diabrotica balteata, 225 nucleotides long. The record is from the annotation of a GenBank genome assembly. NCBI's taxonomy places the organism in Eukaryota, Metazoa, Arthropoda, Insecta, Coleoptera, Chrysomelidae.